This is a messenger RNA of Hypanus sabinus (Atlantic stingray), 2022 nucleotides long. RefSeq names its product chromosome 13 C12orf43 homolog (gene c13h12orf43). The transcript has 9 exons. Gene Ontology annotation, biological process: Spemann organizer formation; negative regulation of Wnt signaling pathway; Wnt signaling pathway. Lineage: Eukaryota; Metazoa; Chordata; Chondrichthyes; Myliobatiformes; Dasyatidae. The record is from RefSeq and is a predicted model, not a curated record. The coding region runs from base 138 to 1046 and encodes 302 amino acids.
GAAAUGGCGGCCAUGGAAACGGGCAGUUCCGACUCUGAUGGCUCGGAGGAACUGUCCCGUUUCAGAGAGGCAGCGUGGAGUGUCGAUGCUCGGACGGCGACAGCUGUCGUUCAAUUGGGCUAAUAGCCCAAUACUGAAUGUCUUUAGUUGCACUCACUGGACUACUGUGGGCCAGUACAUGCCCAAGGCCUGGUUCUUUAAAUGGACUCGGUUCCAUGUUCUAUUAUGGAAAGAGAUUAUCAGGCAGAUGUGGAGCGGAAACCAGUGAAGAUAAGAGCACUUCGGCAUCAACAAAACCAAGUCGCAGGCAAAAUCUAGAUAACCAGCAGCACAAUGCAAAUGAGCUGCAGACAACACCAGAAUUCAGAAAUCACGUUGCUAAAAGGCUGGGCAUCUUUCUAGAUAGCAUCAUUACUGUCAACAAUUCUGGACCCUUUCUUAAGCAGCAAGCAGAAACUGGUGAUGAUGAAGAAUGUUUCUCAGGUUUUCGAUUGUUUUCCACAUCUAUACCUGAGGAGCUCAAGAAAUUCAAACCCUCAUCUCCAGUUAAGUGGAAGCCCCCACCUAGUUCAAGAUCUUUCACACUCUACAGGAAAUGCAGAUUGAAUGACCUUCUCCCUACAACAAUGAGUGACUCAGACAGUGAAUUGGAGCGACUGAAGGAAGCAGUGGUUUCGGGCAAUGACUUGCUUCAGCAGAGUUCCAUCAUCGGUAAUCAGCCAGAGACAAAUUGUGAUGAAGACCUCACUCAGGACAAACACAAAGAAAAGAAAAAGAAAAAGCUGGCUGUUGAAGGUCAGAACGAUUGGAAAAGGGAUGAGGUAGAAGUUUUAAAAAGAAAAUCAAAACAGAAGUGGCAAAUUCUAGAAAAUGGACACAAACAAACUGAAUUUCCUGAUGAAACUCUUAAAGGGCAAGGACACCACUUAAAAGCAGAAGAUUCUGAUGUUGAAAGAAGAAAGAAGAAAAGAAAGAAACCAAAGAAUGACAAACCUGUACCCAAAAUUCAUAAGAAAGAAAGAGUUGUGGUGGCAGAUCAGCUAUGACAGCUUUCCAUGUUCAUUGAGGGGACUUCACUUAUUUCAAAGGACGGUGCUCACUCUAGGUGAUAUUUUUGAAGCUUUUUUUGGGUGUACUAUUUGGUUAAUUACUUUGAAAUAAUAUGAAUCUCCAAAUGAGAAAACAAAGCAAAGAUUUUUCUUUUUUGCAUCCUGCCAUCUAGCCCUAGGGAAAAGGUCUUUCAUUGCAGAUCUUUUGGACUGAUUCAACUGAAUUGUGUAUAAUGAACUGUCACUUGAAAGAACUGUGACUGGAGUUCGUUGGUCCAUGUAUCUCCCAUUAUCUGCCUGAAAAGAUAAUGGUUCCAUUAUUCAUUGCUGUGUCAAAUUGGUCUGAUCUAUGUUUGAAAUUUGAACUGCAGCUAUUUUGGUUUAUUUUUGAAUCUCAGAGAGUUUUUUGCUUUCAUUUUUAAUUAUUUUGACACCAUUGUGAUUUAAGUACUGACUCAAAGAAACUUUGUUUGUUUUAAUUUUGUUGUCUUGUUGUUAAUUCUUAAUUAGUUUGUUUACCACCACUUUACCAGUGUUCUGGUUUCUUUCUCAAUAUAUCACAGGUAUAAAACAAUGCAUUUAUUUAAAAAAAAAUCAAUUUCUUUGCAGCAACACAUCAGGUGGUGCAGAUAGCAUGGAAAUUGCAAGAACAAAACUUCAACUGCUUUUCCCAACUGCUCUGAUUCCCAAGAUAAGUUGCUGUAUGAAAAAUUGCUUGAAUCAGUAUGCUACAGUCUCUGCCAUUAGUCACAUUUGUGCUUUCGACACCUCUCCUUUCCAGUGCUCUGGCCAGGCUUUAAAUCUUCAUGAGAGGACAGAGAAUGAGGUUCAGCAACCACAUAAAAUGUAUAUCUAAUUAUCUACGUGCUAAACUUGAGUGUUAGUCCAUUUCAGCCAAGUGCAGUAGAUAGCAGUCAGAAGUGGAUGCUUUCCCUUUGUUUAUUUUAAUAAAUAAAAUGUAUUUUUAGAUUUA